Molecule: messenger RNA, 1136 nt
Organism: Osmerus eperlanus (European smelt)
Lineage: Eukaryota; Metazoa; Chordata; Actinopteri; Osmeriformes; Osmeridae
Product: leukocyte cell-derived chemotaxin-2-like
Exons: 4
Coding region: 266-769 (167 amino acids)
Source: RefSeq, a predicted model, not a curated record
CUCUCUCCGUCUCCCUUCUCCCUCUUGGGUCUGUCUCUUCGUGUCGCAAGUCCUGCUUCCAGGGCUUGCUCUGGACAGGGAGGAGAAAAGGGCCGUUUCUGUGACGAAGGAAACGAAGGCUGGAGGUGGGGAGGAGGUGGGGAGGAAUCGGACGGCAGGAAACGACAAGAGGAGCAAAACGUUGACCCUAAAGCCAAAGACCAAAGGGGGCGGGCAGAGUCUGAAACGUGGCGGGCGGCCACGGAAUGACCUCGGCUGCACCAACAUGGGGGGCAUUUGCCAGCCCAGCAGAUAUGUUUGCCAAGGACACUACGUCGAAAACAAUUGUGCCGGGGCAAAGACACGUCAGUGCUGCAUGCCAGGUUCGGGAGCGUGGAGUGUCCUGUGCGCAGGACACCACAACAACAGAGUGAGGGCGUGUGACGUGUUCGGCUGUGGGGCCUUCAACUCAAACAGAGGCGACGGCCGCCACGAGGCUGUGGACGUGGUGUGCGAGGACUACGGCAUCGUCAACGCUCCGUUCUCGGGCACGCUGGGGGGGCUGGCGGGCCGGGCCGGGCCCGACGGGAUGCACUACGACGGGGUCAAACUCCUCAACUCUGAGCACUGUGUGAAGCUUUUCAACAUACGUCCAUACCGGUACGUGGGACCAGUGAGCCAGGGGGAGGCCCUGGGCUACCUGCUCCCUCUGCAGGAGCGCUUCUCUGGCAUCACCUCUCACAUGGAGCUGCAGCUGUGUGACCUGUCCGACCCCUCGCCCUUCAUUUGACCUCUCCCCUUUCACCUUCACUGUCACCUCUUACCUUACAGGUGUUCCCGGACUUUUAUAUCUGUGAACCCUCUCCUUUGUAUGGCCCUUGACCUUUCAGUCUGACCUCUUAGCUUUGGUCUAACACCUCGCUUUUCAACUCCAGAGCUUCUGAGCAAAGCUUCUCAGAAACUGAAAUAGCUGCAAUUUCCCCUUUUUGUCAGUAGAGGGCAAUACCAAUUAAGCAUUUGAAAAUGAUGUGUAUUGCAUAUAAUAUACCACAAGAUGGUGCUACUGUACUUAUCAACUAUUACAAUGUAUAUCUCACAAUAACAUACAUUGUGCUAUGUGACCACCUUCUUUUAAAAUAAAGUUUUAUUAUAAAGUG